Messenger RNA from Exophiala oligosperma, 2593 nucleotides. RefSeq lists its product as uncharacterized. Lineage: Eukaryota; Fungi; Ascomycota; Eurotiomycetes; Chaetothyriales; Herpotrichiellaceae. Gene Ontology annotation, cellular component: cytosol. Bases 118 to 1140 code for a protein of 340 amino acids. Gene Ontology annotation, biological process: iron-sulfur cluster assembly. The transcript has a single exon. The record is from RefSeq and is a predicted model, not a curated record. Gene Ontology annotation, molecular function: ATP-dependent FeS chaperone activity; 4 iron, 4 sulfur cluster binding; ATP binding.
CAAACACUUGCUGUACAAAAGUGUUGUUUCAAUGGGUAGUCUCUGAUCUCUCAUUCACAUGAUUUUUGACAUCUUCUCCAAUCUACAUCUCCUGCGACAGAAACAGUCCUCUCCAUCAUGGGCUUGGAGAACGUCAAACACGUUGUCCUCGUCCUCUCCGGCAAAGGCGGCGUCGGGAAGUCCAGUGUCACACUUCAACUCGCCUUGUCACUCACGUUACAAGGCCACAACGUCGGAAUCCUCGAUAUAGAUUUGACUGGACCUAGUAUACCCCGUCUACUGAACCUAGAAGACAAGAAAGUAACUCAGGCUCCCGGUGGAUGGCUUCCCGUCAAGGUGCACGAUGCUGCCACUGGCAAUGAUGGUGAUGAGUCCACACCAGAAACUACAGCCAAUGCCAGUCCACACUCGUCGACCCCCUCGAAACGCGGACGUGGAUCCCUACACGCACUGUCUCUUGCCUUCCUCCUACCUUCUCGCUCCUCGGCCGUCAUUUGGCGUGGGCCCAAAAAGACCGCCAUGAUCAGACAAUUCGUCUCGGACGCAUUGUGGCCACCGAAUACCGAUUAUCUACUCAUCGACACCCCACCGGGAACGAGUGAUGAACAUAUAGCAAUAGUUGAAGAGUUGCAUAAACUUGCUACAGAAUCACAGCCUGUUCAAUACUCCAACGGCAAUGGAGCCUCUACACAUACCGGCAACGAGCCCAGACUUGCAGGCGCGGUGGUCGUGACCACACCUCAAGCCAUAUCGACGGCGGAUGUGAGGAAGGAGCUCAACUUUUGUGUCAAAACCCAAGUGCCCGUACUCGGUGUGAUUGAAAAUAUGGCCGGUUACAUGUGUCCAUGUUGCGGGGAGAUCAGCAAUGUCUUUAGCAAAGGCGGUGGAGAAAUCAUGGCCAGAGAGGCUCAUGUCCCUUUUCUUGGUUCGGUGCCCAUUGACACUGGGUUUGGGGCUCUGGUAGAGGGCACCAACAACCAAGAAGAACCGAGUGCGGACGGCUCGGAUAAUGAUCCUGUUGUUCCAGUACAACCUCUACCUACAGAACUCGUCGAGCGAUACCGAAAGUGCGGCCUGUGUCCGAUAUUUGCUGGAUUCGCUACAGACGUCGACCGGACGGUGCGGGCUUUAAACGCUUAGAGACCUGGGCUUGGUUCAAAUCAAUGUCCCCAGAAUGACCUUUGCAGACCAUGUGUCUGGCUUCACGAUUUCGGGCGGCGUAUUAGAGGAGGGAAAUUUUCUCGCUACGAUCUGUGAACCUGCACAUCUAGAUCUUGAGAGCACAGCAGGACACUUCUCUAGACCUGAUGAUCAGCUUCUGCAGUCUAUCUCAGUUUCCGAGAGAGCACAUCGAUUGCUGUUUGACCCGGCAACUAUUUUUGACAAUGGUGCGCAGGCGAAGUCAUUGCCUAUCCCUGCUCCCAUCUGCUCUGACUGUGCAAGCGCCACCAAGUCUGGUGUCAGUAUAGAGCAAAGAGCCUUCAUCGAUAUCAGUAGUGGAGCGAGACAACGUCGGCGAGUUUCGUGUCGACCCUGGCCUAAACAUGGCUUCGUCAUGAACGUCGACCGCAAAGUGAAGGGGUAUCUGCACCCUCAAAAGCCGAUGUCCUAGGUGACAUGCUCAAACCUGGCUUAUGAACCUCGUCGAAUUCCGUGUUAGGAUGGCCUUUACCAUUGUAUUCGCUUCUACUCGAAUCACGAACAAGAAAGGACGAACUUAUUGAAGGAAAGGACUUUGGUUUCCAUUAGAGUGGCAGCAAGUUUGAGCCAUAGGCCCGAGCCAAGUUCUGCAAGGAAUGACUAGACUAUUAUGUACGUAUUAUAUAUUCAGACUGUGACUGGGCGGCUUUUCACGGCAUGGAAUGGUCAUAUACAGGCGGACGAUGCCUCUUUCAGAGAGAGAGAGAGAGAGAAUGCGUGUGUCUGUGUUGUGUUUCCAAUCAACGGCGACGCGACGCACUGCCACUAAAGAUGGUGCCGUCGUAGUCUGUGCCAUUAUUUGGCCAGUUGACAGUGUAGUUGCCGAAGCAGGCGUACUGGUAGUUGCUCUGAUCAAAGCUCGACUCUUGGCUCUUGAGGAACGCGCUGAGAGGGCACAUCCCGUCGGGUCGGUUCCCGCAGUAGCCACCGCGGAUGGUGGACAGGGGGAGGAUGCCGUUGUUGAGGCGCAUGCGGACAAACUUGUAGGUGGCGUUGCUGGCCUGGUAGCCGUACUGGCUCGUGUAGUACUGCGUCCUGGUGGUGUUCUGCGGAGAAGGGUUGCCGGAGCCGCAGCCUAUCACUUCCGUGAUCAGACGCGCCGCAAAGGGCGUCAAGUGGGAGAGGAUGAAAUGUCGCUGGGGGUCUGGAGGAUAGUCGGUCAGACUCGGCGGGUCGCGCAGAUAGUCCAGAGAGGCCGCGGUCAGGACGGAAAUGAUGAUGUCGUCGUGCGAAAAGUCGGCGUAGAACUUUUGGUCGAGGGGGAACGUCCGCGAAUUGUUGGUGAUGGAGCUGUUGACGCUCGAGUUGGACGACGUGAUGUACUGGUGUUGCAGCCUUGCCAAGAGUUCUUGUAGGUAGCCAAUGCCUUGAGCACGACCCGUCGGGUUCCCCC